Molecule: messenger RNA, 366 nt
Organism: Parnassius mnemosyne (clouded apollo)
Lineage: Eukaryota; Metazoa; Arthropoda; Insecta; Lepidoptera; Papilionidae
Source: the annotation of a GenBank genome assembly
AUGUCUACAAAAGUAAGAAGCAAGGCAAAAUCGCGUUCUUCUCGUGCCGGCCUUCAGUUUCCAGUUGGAAGGAUUCACAAGAUAUUAAAAAAGGGUAACUACGCUCAGAGGAUAGGGAGCGGCGCUCCGGUGUACCUCGCCGCAGCCCUGGAAUAUCUUUCUGCUGAGAUUUUGGAACUGGCGGCAGAUGCAGCAAAAGAAAACAAUAAGAGCAGAGUUAAACCACGUCACAUACUCUUGGCUAUACGUAACGACGACGAACUGAACAAAAUGCUGUCCGAGGUAACCAUUUCUCAAGCUGGAGUGCUUCCAUCAAUUCAACCCCAACUGUUGCCGAAGAAAACUACUAAGAACGCGUCCCAAUAG